AUGGCUGCAGCAGGAAUGGCCCUCCCUUCUCCGCCUCCAGCUUCUUAUCUCCGAUCAUCUCCUCCACCACACGAAACAAGAUCCAUCCAAAAUCGACCCUCGAACUUGAACUUUAAACAAUCAACUACCGAGUCUGAAGAUGCUGUGUAUCACCAAUCACCUAGCUCUCCCGUCAGAAUUCAUCGUGGAGGUUCUAUUCCUCAAACUUCCAGUGCGCAGAUCGAGAAUUAUCAUGGCCCGCCAACCCCAAUGCUGGACCUCCCCGACCUCAACGAGUUGUCCUUGAAUGACCAGCCACCGAAACCACCCCAGCACACUUGGAAUCCCCAAUCUCGUCAUACAAGUGGAUCUUCUUGGUCGGUAGUCGAGCCUCAAGCCGUCUAUAACGAUAUCCCUCCAGUACACCCAGAACCUACAAAACCCGAAACGAGCCAUCCCCCGGAUAAGCAGCACGUCAGUGGCCCCGAAAGCCCGACUCCCGACAGCUUGGAAAGUUCCUCGCAAAUUUCCGAGCCCGAACCCCUCCCAUACCAUCAUCAACAUGUGGAAAAAACACAGGCUGCCCGCAUGUCAAGACUAGGCAUGAAUCUGGCAGAUGGAGGCUCAACCGGGAAUUUGGCAUCGCGCGCAAGACUUUCGCGCCCAAUGUCGACCUAUUCGUCAGCCUCAGACCAUGGAAAUAAACACAAUUCCGGGUCACCGUACCUCAAGCCACGAGUCGCCUCGAGGAAUUCCACUGCAUCUCCUGAUAACCGCAUGUCCACCUUGGAUCUGAUGAACACAUCCUACCCACAACCCGGCCCGAGCGGGUCGCAAUUCAACAACUCGGCUCUCCAGUCAUCCGUCGGCAACCAUGCCUCCCUGCUCAGUCACAAGCAGACAUUCGAAAUGUAUCUGACCAACGUGAAGAAGACCGACCAGUCCGGCUCGCAGUAUGAAUUUGCAAUCUUCAUGAUCAACUCCAUAAGAGAGUUACCACCUGCGAAACCCGACGAUCCAGACCCAAUCACCCCGGCGCGGCUCAUGAAAGAAGCAAAAUCCAUUCUCCAGCGUCUCGCAGACCGCAGCUACCCAUUCGCACAAUACUACCUCGCCGAUGGCUAUGCAUCUGGCUUAUUCAACAAGGGCAAACCAGAUCUCGAUCGCGGAUUUAGUCUAUUCAUGGCAGCCAGCAAACACGGCCACAUCGAAGCCUGCUACCGCACAGCACUCUGCUACGAAUUCGGCUGGGGAUGUCGCAAAGACGGAGCCCGUGCGGAGAAAUUCUACCGACAAGCCGCAUCCAAAAACCACCCGGGCGCGAUGCUCCGCAUGGCCAAAGCCUGUUUGACCGCCGACAUGGGACUAGGAAAACGGUAUCGCGAGGGUAUCAAGUGGAUGAAGCGAAGCGCAGAGAUAGCCGAUGCGCAGUACAACUCGGCACCGUACGAGCUGGGCGUGAUGCACGAAACAGGGUUUGGUGAUGACAUCUUCCCGGAUCAGACCUAUGCGGCACAACUUUUCACCAAGUCAGCGGAACUGGGCCAUAUCGAAGCUGCCUACAGACUAGGCGAUGCAUAUGAGCAUGGAAAGCUCAACUGCCCACGCGACCCGGCCUUGAGUAUUCACUUUUACACAUGUGCAGCGCAGAAUGAUCAUGGGUUGGCGCAAAUGGCCCUGUGUGCGUGGUAUCUCGUUGGCGCAGAGCCGGUGCUCGAGAAGGAUGAGAACGAGGCGUAUGAGUGGGCUCUUCGCGCCGCUCGUAAUGAUCUUACAAAGGCGCAAUAUGCGUGCGGUUACUUUACCGAGAUGGGUAUCGGCUGCCGUCGCGAUCCCCUCGAGGCCCGAGUGUGGUACGUGAGAGCGGCCGAACAAGGUGACGAGCGCGCAAAACACCGCAUUGCAGCAAUCCAAGCCGCAUCCGAGGGAGUGAAUCCAGCUCUGGCAGCACAGCCUCCGAAGCAGACACGGAGAUUAGAGAAAGCAGAUAAAAAGGCACACGUAAAAGAGUCAAAGGAUGAAGAUUCCGAUAAGUCCAAGCAGAAACGUUUCGUCAUUUUCUGA
This is a messenger RNA of Penicillium taxi, 2043 nucleotides long. RefSeq names its product putative chitin synthase activator (Chs3) (gene chs3). The record is from RefSeq and is a predicted model, not a curated record. The coding region runs from base 1 to 2043 and encodes 680 amino acids. Gene Ontology annotation, molecular function: protein binding. NCBI's taxonomy places the organism in Eukaryota, Fungi, Ascomycota, Eurotiomycetes, Eurotiales, Aspergillaceae. The transcript has 3 exons.